Molecule: messenger RNA, 1530 nt
Organism: Epithele typhae
Lineage: Eukaryota; Fungi; Basidiomycota; Agaricomycetes; Polyporales; Epitheliaceae
Product: amino acid transporter
Exons: 10
Coding region: 1-1530 (509 amino acids)
Biological process (GO): amino acid transport; transmembrane transport
Cellular component (GO): membrane
Molecular function (GO): transmembrane transporter activity
Source: RefSeq, a predicted model, not a curated record
AUGACUGGCGACGUCUCGCGCUCAGACCAGCGUCUGCACGAGCUCGGCUACAAGUCCGAGUUCAAGCGCGAUAUGUCGCUCUUUGGCGUCCUCGGAAUCUCCUUCUGCGCCAUCGGUAUCCUUACGGGUAUGAGCAGCGCGUUCCAGACGGGGUUGUUCUCGGGAGGACCUCUUGGGCUUUUUUGGGGCUGGAACAUCUGUAGCAUCUUCAUGAUGCUCAUUGCCAUGUCUUUGGCGGAGAUUUGCAGCGCCUAUCCUACGAUGGGUGGUCUGUAUUUCUGGGUGUGCAAGAUGAAGCCGGACAAACCUAUGCUUGGCUGUAAGUUUACGGGAUGGGUGUAUAGCAUCGCCAUGACGUUCACGGGAACAUCGGGAAACCUCAGCACCGCUCUCUACCUCGCAUCCAUGGCCGAGGUCGGCACUGGCCGCAUCCUCACCCGUGUCGAGAUCACUGCCAUUGCUUGGGGUGUCAACAUUGCGUCCGGAAUCUUGAAUACCAUCGGCACCAAGGCGAUCGGCGGCAUGAGCAACUUCUACAUUUGGUGGACGCUUGCCGGCACCGUUGUUCUCGUCAUCACCCUUCUCGUCAAGGCCCCCACCCACAACUCAGCCGAGUUCGUGUUCACCGACUACGAGAACUUCACAGGCUGGUCCAACCGCGGAUUCGUUGUUCUCCUCGGUUUCCUCCAAGCCGUCUACACGCUCGAAGGCUGCGAGACCGCCGCCCAGGUCGCAGAAGAGGCCAAGCGCGCUGAGUUCCUCGCCCCCAUGGCCGUCAUGGGCUCCAUCGCCGGCUCGUGGCUCAUCGGGCUCAUCUACAUGCUCUCCCUCCUCUUUUCCGUCCAGAGCAUCGACUCGGUCGCAGCCACCGCAUACGCCCUGCCGAUCACCCAGUUGUUCUACGACGCUGUGGGUCCGAAGCUGACGAUCGUCUGCCUGACGGUGGUAUGCGUGAGCCAGUUCAUGGCCGCCGCGACCGCGUUCACCGCGAGCUCGCGCCUUUUCUACGCGCUCGCGCGUGACAACGCGUGCCCCGCCAAACGCCAGUUCAUGGCGCUCAACCGCUUCCAGGCGCCGUACGUCGGUGUGUGGACUUCGGUCCUCAUCGGGUGCAUCAUUUCGUGCGCAUACAUCGGCUCUGCCGUUGCCUUCAACGCCAUCCUGUCGUCCGCGGCGAUCGCCGUCAUGCUGAGCUACGUUCAACCGAUCACCAUUCGCGUGUUCUGGCCCGACGAGUCCCUCCCUGAGAAGGGGCCGUUCCACCUCGGCAGGUGGUCCUGGCCCGUCAAUGUCGCGAGCUUCUGCUUCACGAUCUUCAUCUGCGUCCUCUUCGUCCUGCCCACCGCGCACCCGACGACCGCGCUCAACAUGAACUACGCGAUCGUGGCCAUCGGCGGCGUCAUCCUCCUCGUCGGCCUCGGCUGGUUGUUCUGGGGCCGCUUCCGCUUCGUCGGCCCCGUGCGGACUGCAGAGGAGGAGAGGGCUGCGGCGGCGGGGGCGGUCGAGCAGGAGGACGAGAAGAAGAGGUAA